Aureobasidium subglaciale EXF-2481 is the source of this 465-nucleotide messenger RNA. RefSeq lists its product as uncharacterized. Lineage: Eukaryota; Fungi; Ascomycota; Dothideomycetes; Dothideales; Saccotheciaceae. The record is from RefSeq and is a predicted model, not a curated record. The coding region runs from base 1 to 465 and encodes 154 amino acids. Gene Ontology annotation, molecular function: ubiquitin-like protein transferase activity. The transcript has a single exon.
AUGGAAAAGCUUUCUGCUUUCCCCUCGCUCGCACCUGACGAGUUCAUCGAAGCUUGCGAACACGUUCGGAGAAUUCUGCCUGACAGCACCCUGCUUGUGGGUGAUUUGCCAGGUUUGCGCAUCACUCGACGCUUGGCUGCUGCUCUUCUUGUUAUUGAGGCCGAGGAUGAUCAUGAACCUGUUGAUGUUCCGAAUCGCGAAUCACACGAAGACGAUGUUGAUGAGGAAGCCAUAAUCAAACAGCCCCAGGACGAAACACUGGUCACUGUAUAUUAUGAUAUCUUGCUCUCUCCAAGCUAUAGAGUACCCGUGGUAUACAUGACCACUAGCCCUCCGCUUCCUGCCUCCCAAUUCUUCAACCUUGUUGUACCGCUGCACUUCCAAGAUGCGGUGCGCGGUGUAGGUGUUAUAGGUGCUCUGUCCAUGACGGUAAUUGUGGAUUCCUGGAUCAACGAAUCCUGCUGA